This is a messenger RNA of Gadus chalcogrammus (walleye pollock), 901 nucleotides long. RefSeq names its product SIX homeobox 3a (gene six3a). The record is from RefSeq and is a predicted model, not a curated record. The transcript is spliced from 2 exons. Bases 17 to 901 code for a protein of 294 amino acids. Lineage: Eukaryota; Metazoa; Chordata; Actinopteri; Gadiformes; Gadidae. Gene Ontology annotation, molecular function: RNA polymerase II cis-regulatory region sequence-specific DNA binding; DNA-binding transcription factor activity, RNA polymerase II-specific. Gene Ontology annotation, biological process: regulation of transcription by RNA polymerase II; brain development; eye development. Gene Ontology annotation, cellular component: transcription regulator complex; nucleus.
CUCACAGGCCAUUUCCAUGGUUUUCAGAUCUCCUUUAGAGCUUUAUCCCUCCCAUUUCUUCCUGCCAAACUUCGCUGAUCGCCCUUUGCUCUUGGCGAACAGCGCUCCCCCCGCCAGAUCUCCAGAAGACUUGUCCAUGUUUCAGCUACCAACCCUCAACUUCUCCCCGGAGCAGGUGGCGAGCGUCUGCGAGACGCUGGAGGAGACCGGGGAUAUCGAGCGGCUGGGCCGCUUCCUCUGGUCGCUGCCCGUGGCGCCCGGAGCCUGCGAGGCCAUCAACAAGCACGAGUCCAUCCUGCGCGCCCGGGCCGUGGUGGCGUUUCACACGGGAAACUUCCGAGACCUCUACCACAUCUUGGAGAACCACAAGUUCACCAAGGACUCGCACGGCAAGCUGCAGGCCAUGUGGCUCGAAGCACACUACCAAGAGGCAGAGAAGCUUCGAGGUCGUCCCCUUGGACCGGUCGACAAGUACCGGGUGCGGAAGAAGUUUCCGCUGCCUCGAACCAUCUGGGACGGCGAGCAGAAGACGCAUUGUUUCAAGGAGAGGACGCGCAGCCUGCUCAGGGAGUGGUACCUUCAGGACCCCUAUCCGAACCCCAGCAAGAAAAGGGAACUGGCGCAAGCCACUGGACUCACUCCGACACAGGUCGGGAACUGGUUUAAGAACCGACGUCAAAGAGACAGAGCUGCGGCGGCCAAAAACAGGCUCCAACACCAAGCAAUAGGACCGAACGGUAUGCGGUCCCUUUCAGAGUCCGGCCUCACUCCCCGCAGCUCCGCCGAGUCGCCCUCGACGGCGGCAAGUCCUACCACCAGCGUUUCCAGUAUGACAGAACGAGUGGACACUGGCACGUCCAUUCUGUCCGUCACGUCCAGUGACUCGGAGUGCGAUGUAUGA